Messenger RNA from Nerophis lumbriciformis (worm pipefish), 1074 nucleotides. Lineage: Eukaryota; Metazoa; Chordata; Actinopteri; Syngnathiformes; Syngnathidae. The record is from RefSeq and is a predicted model, not a curated record.
AUGAAAAUCACCCCACUGUGCUAUUUCCCCUCCUCCCUUCCCUUCCCAUCCUCUCCCUCCUCCUGGCGUGCUGCGGUGAAAGUUGCCGGUGCGUCACAGUGCAGCACGCUGCCUCAACUGCAUCACCAUCGUUAUUCUCUGCGGGAAGGACAAACACGCCGUGACAUGACUUUCCUAUCAGUAUUGGCUGUGUUGACCCUUGUGGUUAGCAUUGAAGGAAGUGUUGGCCCAAGCACCAAUAGCAGCUUUUGCACAGAGUCAAAGGAAUGUCUGGAGUUUGAACUGGUCUGCAAAACGGAUGAAUAUGAAGUGCGACACUACAGCCCCACCCGCUGGGUGUCCACUGACGCCGAGGCCUACUUCAUGGGAGUGGGUGCGGCCAUGGCUUUCAGGAGGCUUUUUCAGUACAUCACCGGUGCAAAUGAAGCGGGCAUCCAGAUGGAGAUGACCGCUCCCGUGCUGGUUAAAAUCCCCGAAGAAACCAAAAUGUGGGAACCGGCAGUCUAUACGCUCAAUUUCCCGCUGCCACAAGCCUAUCAGGACAAGCCGCCCGCACCCACCAAUGACAAGUUGUAUUUCACCGAAAUGCCCGAGAUGGACGUCUACGUGCGCAGCUAUGGAGGUUGGAUGUUAUCGGUGACAUCUAGGCUUCAUGCGCAUCUGCUGACUAAAGAGCUGGAGCGAGUGCGGGCAUCGUACAACCACACCUACCACUAUGGGGUCGGGUAUGACAGCCCAUUAAAGCUACUCAACAGACACAACGAAGUAUGGUACAUCUCCGAGGGUCGGCCGGUGUGCUCGGAUCCACAAGAGCCCACCCCAGCCCACAUCGCCAGGACACCGGAUCCCCUCCCCGACAUGACCACCAACAUGACAUCAUCCGACACAUCGGACACCUCCGUCGUCACGACCGCCGGGCCAUCUAUUUCCUUUAGCCCCACCCUCGCCUCGACUCAAGUUCCGACGCACACGCCCUCCAACAACGCAACGGGAUCCACCUCGCCGGAGCCCCAAGUAGACACCACCCACUGGAACAGCACAGAGCGCAAUAUAGCUACUCAAGAUGCCGUCUGA